UGAACGGCCCCGGAAAUACCAACCUAAUAAAAUCCGUCACAUUGGAAAAUAAUAGCGUCGGUUCAAAUUGUUUCGCGGCAAUUUACGGCCGCUCUUUUCUUAUUUUGCGAUGAUAUAGCAAUCAGCCGAAAAUGGAUAUAGGAAAGCUAUUCAGAAACGUUCAGAGUUUGAACGAAUACAUAUCAACAACUCAAGAUGCUACAGAGAAAUGCAAAACUUCAAAAAUUCUGCUGAAUAUGUCGACCGUUCUUGCGCUGAAGAAAAUACGUUCUCUUGAAAUCGAGUAUUUCAACAAAUGUGAGGAAAAUGGAAUCGCGUGUACGAUAUUUGACCGUAUGUUAUGUUUGCCGCCUUCAAAAACAUGGAGCGUGCUCAGCAAGGAGUUGGUGAACCUACUGCAAUACUGGCUGGAUGCUACAAGAAAACAUUUGGUCAGGCAUAACUUGCAAUGGUGGACUUUUUUGAAACUGUUGCUCAGAUUUGUAAAGGAAAUCCGUCAGAAAGAUGCGUCUCUACCUAACAUACUAGUGGAGCAUACUGCGGAGUGUCUCUUGGAUCUGGCUACCAACAGCUGUCCUGAUGCUUACCAGAGAUAUGAAAUACUCCACUGUUUCAAUAUGUACUGCUCAGAAUCUAGCAGAGAAGUCAGAUUUGCUUUUAGGAACAAGCUUGGACCUUAUUUUACAAAACUAUCUUCAUACAUGAGCAACUGUGGUCACCUGCCUACACAAUACAGUAUUAUGGAGACACUCCUAAGAUGGCUACUUCCACGACAUGAUGCUACCCUGAGGCUUGCAUCAGCUACCAAGUGGUUCCAUCCCUCAAUGUACCAGAAAGCUGAUGUUGAUAUAUUCUUGGAAAGGUCUUGGGUUAAUUUCUUUCAGGACGCAAGAGAUUUCCUAAACGCGCACAAUCAAAGAAAUGACUUGAUAACGUCAGUUGUGUGCCGGAAACUCACUGUCGGCAAAGUUGUCGUCAUUUCGGGUACAGAACGCCAAGACUCCUGGUUAGACAUGAACUGCGUGACCCGCAGCGUGUCGGUGCUACUCGACCCUCGCGCCCUGGAACCCUUCGGCUCCAGCAACCACAAGGCCUUCGAGACGCUGGUCAUCACACACUAUGAUACUUGCACUGUUAAGCUUUAUAGGGAAUCAGAAAAGCUUCUAGUAUCUCUACAUACAACCACGCCCCCACAACUGAUGCCGUCACGUCGGAGCCUCGGCGCUGACGUGAGCUGUGACGUCACCGCUGUCGUCACCUCGCGCUGUCACCUCGCCAGGAUCGAUGCCGCGCUCAGAAGGAUCUUUGACGAUAAGUACGAGUUGUUACUGGACUUAAACAAAGAAUUGGAGUUAUCUCCUAUCAAUCAAAUCAAAGGUCCUGAAAAUCCUGAAUGCAAUAAUGAUUUGGAUCAGAGGUUUUCUCAUCCCGUUGAAGUGAAGAAACGUAAACAGUGCGGGUACAUGGUAAGGUCUCGUCAGCCGGUCGCUUGCCCGUCACCUUCUUCAGCUUCGACCAGCUCCUUGGCUCAGCUUCACGAAAAAUUAGCAGCAUUACCUAGAUUCAAAUACGAUAAAGAACCAAUAAGCGUUUGCGCACUGCCCGAACUGUCUAUGGUCACAGAAGUCAGUGAGACAGAGGAUCUUAACUCUACACUCAAAUACAAACCUUAUGGCGUGUGCUACUAUAAGAACUAUAAUAAACUAGAGGUCAGGAAAUCCCAAAGUGACCCAGAAACUUCCAGAAAAACUUUCAAGGGUCGUGUGCUUUCUCCUGUUGUUAAUGAAGAUGCACCCAGUUGUUUGCUAGUAGCUACCAUAGGUUCUGCUGAUGAUUCCGUUAUAAAUGACACUGUAGAUCGGAUGUCUAAGAGUAAGGAUUAUAAUGCUGACAAUAUAGUCGAUUUGUUAGUCCAAGAGGCGCUUCAGACUAAAGACGAUAAAUACAAAUCCGAUUCCGGAAUAAAUUCGGCAGAUAAAAAAUCUCUGGAACAAAACGAUAAUAGUGAAACUAUUGAUAAUACUCCUGAUGUAGAUAAAGUUAAAGUAAGCAAAAUUUCCAAAAAAACUAAAGUAGUCUCGUCUACUUCUGACGAGUCAAAUACAGAAGUAAUUAGCGAGACUCCUUGUUUUGUUAAUACGAGGAAAAAGAAUAAAAUAGAAUCAAAACAUACCGCUCCGAGAAAUUCAUUUGAUGAGUUGGUCGUUGAACAAUUUUUCUCACAACAUUUCACUGAAAACGACGUCGGUGAAAUGGUCAUAAGUCCUACUUUAGCUAAGAAAAUCAAUGAAAGCAGUUCGGAAAGCGGCGAUAAUUUUUGUGAAAACUUCAAAUUAAUUGGUGAAGAGGAAGAAGUAGCUUUACCCUACAAUUUCAAUAACGAAGAAGUUUUGGAAUGCCUUAACUGUAUGAUCGAUAAAGUAUGCGAUGAUUUCGAUAAAUGUACAAAAUAUUUAAGUAAAGAUGAUGAAAUUGCUUUAGAUCCUAACGAUACCACUGAUGAAAAUAUACCAUUGAAAGAAAUUUUAAAUACAAUCCAAGUUAUAGAGGCGAAAAAGGUAAAAAAAGAGACUAUGAAAAAGUCAGAAGUAAAGAAAAAAAUAACAUUAAAAUACAAGAUAACUCCGAAAAAAACUACUAAAAAAACUCGUGCAUCUAAAAGAAAUAAUAAACUCGAAUUGGAGUCUACGUCAAAAAUGUCUACUAUAAUUGAGGAUAACUUGGAGAGCGCUCCUGAGAAUACUGAAAAUAACGUUGCGCCAGCAACUAGAGAACAAGAGGAAAACGUAGUAACUGCUAAGAAAGAUUCGCCUGCAAAUGAAGCAUUAGAAACUGAAACGCCCAUCCUUCGUAGAAAACGUAAACUUUACUCGCCUAAAGAUGAACAAACAGCAUCAGAUUCUCCAUCGGCCCCGGAUGAAAACACAAAGUCUGAACUUAUUAAAAAGACUCCCAAAUCCACAGCAACAUGCUAUAAAGAAAUAGAAAAAUAUCGUCAGAAAAAUAUCCGAAAGCCAAGAAAUAGAAAAUCUAAAAUACCCGAACCACCAUCUCCUAGAACUAAGCAAAUGAACGAUAUGUUCGACAAGAUAAAAGAAUCUGCUGAUACCGAGAAAGUAAGGCUGGCUGAUAAAACUUUCGAAAUCGAUGUGUACAACUUCACGAGUGAUAGCGAAGAUGAAUUCAAAGUAAAAAAGAUAAAUGUCUCGAAACGAAAUAGCACAACUACUAUUGCAAGCGUUGAGUCCACAGUGUCUAAGCGCGGGAGAGCCGUUAAGCGUAUAAACUACACUGAUACUAAAUCUUCAGAUGAAAGUAACACGGUGAAACGUAAAGUUAAUAGAAAACCUAGAACUAAGAAGAAGAUUCAUAUCGAAAAGAUUGAUUUGGUUGAUGAACGCAUGAGGAAGGCAGAAGAUGUACUCAAUACAUCCAUGGUAAUAGAGAAAACUAAGAAUAAAGUAAACGAACCGGAAUUGGUACUUGUAACAGAACCUAAAAUGGAAGUUAUUGAUGAAAAAAAUGAUGAGAAAUUGGACAAUGCUCAAAAAAAGAAAGGAAAGAAACCUAAAAUAGAAACAUCUCAGUCAAAACGACCGAAGAGGGUUCUAAACAAAGCUGUCAUUGAAAAAGUCAAGAAUUUUGAUGAGGAUAGAACUGAAAGUCCUCUACCAGGACUUCUUGUUGAACCAGUUCCCUCGAACAAGGACGAUACUAACGAUAUAUCGGCGACCAUGGUGGAUAAAUUCAAGAAGUUCUACCGAGAUGGCCCAGAAAAUUAUAUUAACGAGUCAAAUACUACACAGAAUUUACUAUCAGACGUUGAAAGGAUUAACUACAGCCCACCAAACGUUGAUGUAACAGAGGAACUACUACACAUAGAGAAACAGCUGCAAAACAAAGAGACCGAAGUAAAGCCUAGAGUUAAAACAACAAAAAAGAAAACAUCUAAUAGCAUUAUACUUGAAAAUACGAAAAAAAGUAAACCCACACCAAAAAAGACUAAAGUAAACGAAGAAACGAUAAACAUAUCUGAAAUAACUGACCCAAAAUCGGAUAAUACUAUUGCAACGAUAGGAAUUACUGGUCACGGAGAGUUAGAGGAAGCUCCGCCUAGCACGACGUUGAUAAACGAGCGACUGGAACCGCGCAACCUAGAGGUAGAAGAUCUAGAUCAUUCCAUGAGACAUUAUUACGAAGAACUGACUAAAGUAAUCAAUGCUUCUCAUAAUCGUGAUUCCAGUGGGUCCAAUGAAGAGCGCUUGUGUAAAAACGUCGCUAAAGCCAGGAGUAUCAAUAGUAUUAAGUCCAUGUCCCCUGCCGUGUCUCUAAAGAGGUUGUCCCCUGAUGAUAUAAGCAAGUGGCUUCCUUCGCGACGCAAUUCCGAAUCGGAUGAGUCCUACGUUAGUGCAAAGUCUAUGAAACACAACAGUGAAGAACAUGCGGCUAAAAUAUUGGAAAGCAUGAAACUAAAAACAGGACGAGAUGAUAAUAAUUCGGAUACUUCUGAAGUGAAUGUACCAAAAAGACAAUCUUUGAGGCUAAUCUUUCAAAAUCAGCAAGCAGAUAAAAUUGUAGACAGUGGACAAACUAAAUCUAAACAUGAUUCUGAUUCGGAUAGCGAGAAUGAGUCUUUGAAACCAGAUACUAAGAAGCUAAAAAUUUCAACGAAAGUAGAGCCUAAGAAAACACCUAAAUCAGUUAACAAAAAUGACAAAAAAGCUAAGCCAAUGCAUGUAUCCCUUAUAUCACCAAUAAAGCUAUUCGAAGAUAUGAUAUCUAUCGCCGACAAGCGCUCAGAAACCACACUGUCGGACGAUGAAGAGUAUAUGAAAGAAAUUAUACACACGUUAAACAAAAAGGACGCUGAAACUGAACCGAAGAACAAAAUACUUGAAAAAAGUGCAGAAACAGAUGUAAUUGAACAGAAAAACUCGACAAAAUCGAUAGAGUCGCUUUCAACUAAUUCUAAAAUGAGUACGUCAACGAAAAUAGAAGAUUCUCGAUCGCUUCUGAAGAGGACAUUGGAGGGAGAGAGAGAAGAUUACAAAAAGAGAAAGGUGGAGUUGAAUAACAAUGAAGAACCGUGUUCAAGCGGACUAACUGUCUCUAGUGUAGAAGACUGGUUCAAGAGAAUGGAACCGGAAACUAGCAGUGCUGAAAUAGUAAACGCUUCGAUGAGGCACAGCGUACAGGGUGUCCUAGAGAAGUUAGACACCACGCUCGUCGAGAUAAACAGGAAUACCAGUAAAAAAUUCGUGCAUCUAUUCGUGGACGCUCAGAAGCACCUGUGCGAGCUGAAGGAGCGUCGCCGCGGCAUGUACCGCGAGCUCGCCGCAGAUAUACUCGCGCAGGUCGUCAACAUCAUGGACGACAAGUUUGCUGAACUAGAUAAAAGAUCACAAGAAAACGACAAUGAUUUCAUGAAGAAACUCAAAGAGCGUGCUUCUGAGCUGAUUCGAGAAGACUGUAAGCAGAAACGAGCCAUGGUACGCUUGCUCAAAGAAGAUGUACAAGCCGUGAUAGACCACUUGGAUAAGCAGGGUACCUCGUGAUGUGUUACCAAUGUUCCUAAUUCACUGCAGGGUCGUGUAACUAAUGAACCAUUUAUCAUCGAAACUUAAUAGAUACCAUUUUCUGUCACAAAUAAUGUUUACCCAGUACCAGACUAAACCAAAGGCUAGAAUUAUUUUAAAAUGGUCUAGAUUUCAUUAUAGGACUAAUUUUUUGUAUGUUACUUCCGAAAUUAUUAAGUUUAGACUAGGUUAUUUUCGGACCUCCCAAAAGCUGAAGGUCUUUUCUUUAAAUAGUUACUUAAGAGUUAUCUAGACCAUUUUAGGGUGUAAGUUCAAAAUUACUUUUUCCAUUUUUCAAUUUCGAUAAUUUGUCUAACUAAAGGUUCCUUAAAAAAGAUAUUUCAUAACGGAUGCUCUAUAAGAUCUGUAUAUAAUUUGUUAAGUUGUAUGUUUUUAUUUAAAUGUUUUAUUGCUCUCAAAAAUGAGGUGAAUGUAGAAAUGUACUUUAUUACCAUUAUAAUUUUUGUUUGUGCUAUAAGAGAAUGUUACAAUAUAUAAUAAUUAUUAAUUAUAAAUACUUUAUAGUUAUGUUGACAUGUUACGAUACCUUUACGAAGUUCAAUAUUGUAAAAAAAAAUUGCAGUAUUACAAACAUAAUCUGGGAAAAAAAACUAAAUGAUAAGACUGUUCCUAAGGCUAAACUUUAUUACAAGGUGUCAACAUAGCUAUAUUAUCUUACGCAAAUUGUUAAUUUUAUCCAAAGUUUUAUUCUAUUCAUGUUAUAAAAUGCCGCCAAUGGGGAUUGUUCAAUUAUUUUUUAUUUAUUUUUAAGCAAUUCAUAUCAAAUAAGGUAUGCAGUUUUCAGUUGUAAUGUUUUCCAAAGUGAAUAAUAAAACGAAAUGAUUAUUAAA
Molecule: messenger RNA, 6427 nt
Organism: Helicoverpa armigera (cotton bollworm)
Lineage: Eukaryota; Metazoa; Arthropoda; Insecta; Lepidoptera; Noctuidae
Exons: 14
Coding region: 132-5555 (1807 amino acids)
Source: RefSeq, a predicted model, not a curated record